GUGCUUACGGACAUCAAUGUGGACACCGACAUCAAGGUAGCGGUUGUGAAGAAGGCAGCGAAGAAGGCGACAUACAUCGAGCCGAAAGUUGAAAUUUUCAGACGAAACAAGAAAGGGCGGAAGCUGAUGGAACAGGAGCUAUCAAGGCUCUUGGUGGUGGAUGCUGAGCGCUUCAAGGACCGGCCGAUCGUGGACCCCACAACGAAGACCAUUCAGACAAAGAAGGCCAAGCAGUUGCCGGCACCCAUGACGCAGCAGCACCUCAUCGACAACAUUUACAGCUACAUGCUCGCCACAUUUGUCCAGAUCCGCAGCCCGUCUCAGUUCGCAAUGAAGGUUCAUGCCGAAAUCAAUCGUUGCGGUCGCGAGUUGCUCAGCAACCCACCAUCGAGACAUUCCUUGCUGCAGAUCGUGGAUGCGCUUCUCGAUUUCAAGCAGUCAGGGCCUUGCAUGGCCCUGGAUGCGGCUGCUGCAGUCGAGGAGGCAGCUGAAGACGAGGAUGCUUCAGCUUUCGACUAA
Symbiodinium necroappetens is the source of this 519-nucleotide messenger RNA. The record is from the annotation of a GenBank genome assembly. Lineage: Eukaryota; Dinophyceae; Suessiales; Symbiodiniaceae.